CCCGUCGGCGAGGGCGGCGCUGACGGGGCAGUGAGGCCUGCGCGCUCCGUCUCCUCAGCCGCGGAGGAUGAACUGGCUCUUCCCGCUCUCCAAAGGGGGCAGCGGCGGUGGGGCCGCCGCUUCCUCCUCGGCGGCCUCGGGGACGCCGCUGCCUUCGGCGCUCACCAGCCUCCAGCAGCAAAGGCAGCGCCAGAUCGAGUCCCUGCGCGGCGCCCACACAGCGAUAGCAGAAAUACAAAAAGAUGUGGAAUAUCGGUUGCCGUUCACUGUAAAUAACCGCACAAUUAAUAUUAACAUCUUUCUUCCUCCUCAGUUUCCUCAGGAAAAACCAGUCAUCAGUGUUUACCCUCCAAUACGACAUCACUUAAUGGACAAACAAGGCAUGUACGUGACCUGCCCGUUAAUAAGCAAUUUCACAAUGCACUCAGACCUUGGAAAAAUUGUUCAAAGUGUACUUGAUGAGUUCUGGAAGAAUCCUCCAGUUUUGGCUCCCAGCUCAACGUCGUUUCCAUACCUUUACAACAAACCGUCUGGAAUGUCUGCCUAUGCUCCUCAGAACUUUCAGUUUCUUUCGCCGUACUUAUCACAAGAUGCUAAUAGGUCAGUAGCAUCUGUGCCAUUGGCAGAAUCACUUACUUCAGGCUACACUACAGAUAGAGCUGCUGCUCCUUCCUUCGGCAUGAUAACAGAGUUACCCUUGCCUGUUCCAACAGCAGAAUUUUUUUCACAGUUUCAGGGGAGCCAAAAUGGGUACAGUUACAAGAUGCCUGAUGUUCCUGAAGUGUUUCCAGAACUUUCAGAACUUAGCAUUUCAGAGCUGACGGACAUGAACGAGCAAGAAGAUGUGCUGCUGGAACAAUUCGUUCAUCUGCCUCAGUUGAAGCAAAUCAUUAAUGAUAAGGAUGAUUUAGUGAAAAGUAUUGAAGAAUUAGCAAAAAAAAAUCUGCUGUUGGAACCUAGUUUGGAGGCGAAAAGACAGGCUGUGCUGGAUAAAUAUGAACAGCUUACCCAGUUGAAGGCCAUGUUUGAAAAGAAGAUGCAGAGGCAGCAUGAACUUAGUGAGAGUUGUAGUGCAAGCGCUCUGCAGGCAAGACUGAAAGUAGCUGCCCAUGAAGCAGAAGAUGAAUCGGACACAAUUGCAGAAGACUUUCUGGAAGGGAAAACAGAGAUAGAUGACUUCCUUAGUAGCUUCAUGGAGAAGAGAACAAUUUGCCACUGUAGAAGAGCCAAAGAAGAAAAGCUUCAACAGGCAAUAUCAAUGCGCAGUCAGUUUCAUGCUCCACUAUAGAUUUUUCCAUUAGUUUCCAAGGCGAGUGAACAAAUCCAGCAAAACACAUCUUCAUAGACAUUAUUUUGCAAACAAACAUUUCAUCAUGGUUGAAUUUCUAGAAGAGCCUGUCUACAGAGCGUGGAUGAUUUUUUUGUAUAGAGUAUCUUUAUAUGAUCAUAUUAUCCAAGAAAUCCUACUGCAAUUUUUGCACUAAUAUUUUCUGUGUUUAUUAUUGAUAAUAUUUACCAUGUUUAAGUUCCUGCUGCUGUCUUCAACUUUAUAGAUUAAAUAUCUGAAUAUGUACCUUC
Molecule: messenger RNA, 1578 nt
Organism: Eublepharis macularius
Lineage: Eukaryota; Metazoa; Chordata; Lepidosauria; Squamata; Eublepharidae
Gene: VPS37A
Product: VPS37A subunit of ESCRT-I
Exons: 12
Coding region: 68-1288 (406 amino acids)
Biological process (GO): protein targeting to membrane; protein targeting to vacuole; ubiquitin-dependent protein catabolic process via the multivesicular body sorting pathway
Cellular component (GO): ESCRT I complex
Source: RefSeq, a predicted model, not a curated record